Messenger RNA from Gorilla gorilla gorilla (western lowland gorilla), 1431 nucleotides. RefSeq names its product SH3 domain containing GRB2 like 3, endophilin A3 (gene SH3GL3). The coding region runs from base 195 to 1238 and encodes 347 amino acids. Gene Ontology annotation, biological process: synaptic vesicle uncoating; endocytosis. Gene Ontology annotation, molecular function: protein binding. The transcript has 9 exons. NCBI's taxonomy places the organism in Eukaryota, Metazoa, Chordata, Mammalia, Primates, Hominidae. Gene Ontology annotation, cellular component: glutamatergic synapse; presynapse; cytoplasm. The record is from RefSeq and is a predicted model, not a curated record.
CAGUGUUGCCAUCGGCGUGCGCGCGUGUGUGCGAGUGUGACAGCGGCUGUGGCUGUGGCCGUGGCCGUGGGAGGCGGGCCCGGCGGAGCCCAGCCGCGGGGGGACCGGCCCGGGCUCCCGCUCCCCGAGCGCGUCGCGGCCGCGUGGCCCGGCCGAGCCUUGAGACCACCCCGCCCCUGCCGGUCGCAGUCGCGAUGUCGGUGGCCGGGCUGAAGAAGCAGUUCCACAAAGCCAGCCAGCUAUUUAGUGAAAAAAUAAGUGGUGCUGAAGGAACUAAACUAGACGAUGAAUUUCUUGACAUGGAAAGGAAAAUAGAUGUUACCAAUAAAGUUGUUGCAGAAAUUCUUUCAAAAACCACUGAAUAUCUUCAGCCAAAUCCAGCAUACAGAGCUAAGCUAGGAAUGCUGAACACUGUGUCGAAGAUCCGAGGGCAGGUGAAGACCACAGGAUACCCGCAGACGGAAGGCUUGCUGGGGGACUGUAUGCUGAAAUAUGGGAAGGAGCUCGGGGAAGACUCCACCUUUGGCAAUGCAUUGAUAGAAGUUGGUGAAUCCAUGAAGCUAAUGGCUGAGGUGAAAGACUCUCUUGAUAUUAAUGUAAAGCAAACUUUUAUUGAUCCACUUCAGUUACUACAAGAUAAAGAUUUAAAAGAGAUUGGGCAUCACCUGAAAAAGCUGGAAGGCCGCCGCCUGGAUUACGAUUAUAAAAAGAAACGAGUAGGUAAGAUACCAGACGAAGAAGUCAGACAAGCGGUAGAAAAAUUUGAAGAGUCAAAGGAGUUGGCUGAAAGAAGCAUGUUUAACUUUUUAGAAAAUGAUGUAGAACAAGUCAGCCAGUUGGCUGUGUUCAUAGAGGCAGCAUUAGACUAUCACAAACAGUCCACAGAGAUUCUGCAGGAGCUGCAGAGCAAGCUACAGAUGCGAAUAUCAGCUGCAUCCAGUGUCCCCAGACGAGAAUACAAGCCAAGGCCUGUGAAAAGGAGUUCUAGUGAGCUCAAUGGAGUUUCCACCUCCUCUGUAGCGAAGACGACAGGUUCUAACAUUCCCAUGGACCAGCCCUGCUGUCGUGGUCUCUAUGACUUUGAGCCAGAAAACCAAGGAGAAUUAGGAUUUAAAGAAGGGGACAUCAUUACAUUAACCAAUCAAAUAGAUGAAAACUGGUAUGAAGGAAUGAUACACGGAGAAUCGGGAUUCUUCCCCAUUAAUUAUGUUGAAGUGAUCGUGCCUUUACCUCAGUAAAUGUGUAACACAAACUCUGGACAUACUUUCGUAAGUGAAAUGAAUUCACACCAGUGUGCUCUCAGUGUGGUGUUCUGUGACAUCCUUUGCUCUCUGACCAACUUAAUGACUUUUGUAUGUGUGUUCUCUUUAUAAUGUAUUUUAUAUCACUUUAAUUUGUAUAAAUGAUUUUCUUGUCCUUGCUACAUGAAAA